AGGUAGAGAGACAGAGGAAACGGGGAUAAAAGGCAGCAGCAAGGAAGGUGUGAGUCGUAGUAAGUCGAAACAUAAGAAGACGCGCUUCCUAAACGGGGUUCUUGAGCGACACAGAAAAAAGAUUCCCUUUUUUUUCUUCCGUAACGGCGUUGUUUGGUACAGGGGGAGGCGAUUCAUUAAACCGGGCUUAGCGGGAGAUUUACUUACAGUUACAGAGAUAGUGAUUUGGUUGCCUUACGAUUCAGAUCUCGCCAAACGGAAUCCAAGGCUCCUACAAUUAGAUUCGCAUUUAGAUCAAAUAUAAUCGUGCGUGUGUGCGUGGUGAUUGAGAGAAGCUUAAAUUUGGUUAAGUAAAAAGCUAAGAGCUAAUGACGACAGGAGAGCAUAUGUACGGAGAGCUGUGGAAGCUAUGCGCGGGACCUGUGGUGGAUGUACCUCAAGCUGCGGAAAGAGUCUUUUACUUUCCUCAAGGUCACAUGGAGCAACUGGAAGCGUCAACGCAACAGGACUUGAACGCGGUGAAACCGACGAAACCGCUUUUCGAUCUUCCUCCGAAGAUUCUCUGCAGAGUUAUGGACGUUCGUCUUCAGGCGGAGAAAGAUACGGAUGAGGUAUAUGCUCAGAUUAUGUUGAUGCCUGAAGGAACAGUUGAUGAACCUAUGAGUCCUGAUCCUUCUCCUCCCGAGUCGCAAAGGCCAAAGGUUCACUCUUUCAGCAAGGUUUUGACUGCGUCUGAUACAAGCACUCAUGGUGGCUUCUCUGUCCUUAGGAAACAUGCUACAGAGUGCCUUCCCCCGCUGGAUAUGACUCAGCAAACUCCGACCCAGGAGUUAGUAGCCGAAGAUGUGCACGGCUAUCAGUGGAAAUUCAAACAUAUUUUUAGAGGUCAACCACGGAGGCAUCUUUUGACCACAGGGUGGAGCACCUUUGUUACAGCAAAGAGAUUGGUGGCUGGGGACACCUUUGUGUUCCUGAGAGGGGAGAAUGGAGAGUUGCGGGUUGGAGUCAGACGUGCUAAUCGUCAACAGACCAAUAUGCCUUCAUCCGUCAUAUCAAGUCAUAGCAUGCAUCUGGGAGUGCUUGCUACUGCAUGUCAUGCUACUCAAACCCGAUCUAUGUUCACCGUUUACUAUAAACCAAGAACAAGCCAAUUCAUCAUUAGCUUGAACAAAUAUCUGGAAGCCAUGAGCAACAAGUUCGCUGUAGGAAUAAGAUUUAAGAUGAGGUUUGAGGGAGAGGAUUCCCCUGAAAGAAGAUUUUCUGGCACGGUUGUUGGUGUUAAAGACUGCUCCACUCACUGGAAAGACUCAAAUUGGCGAUGCCUAGAAGUUCACUGGGAUGAGCCUGCAUCGAUUUCAAGACCGGAUAAGGUUUCACCAUGGGAGAUCGAGCCGUUUGUAACUUCGGAAAAUGUUCCUCACUCAGUUAUGCCAAAGAACAAACGGCCGCGUCAUUUUAGUGAAGUAUCUGCACUUGAUGUAGGCAAAACAGCUUCAAACCUUUGGAGUUCUGCACUGACGCAGUCCCAUGAGUUUGCACAAUCGUGCAUCACCUCACAGAGGAGUUCUCCUCAGCAAUGUUAUCGUGAUGCAACUGAAGAUGCUAAGAACUCUGAUUGGCCAAUCAGCCCUUACGCUGCGUCCAAUUUGUCAAAAAGUUCAACACUGAACGACCAAAUGGUUUUCCCAGUCGAGCAGAAGAAACCCGAGACUAGCGCUAGUUAUAGAUUAUUCGGAAUUGAUCUGUUGAGCUCCUCUAUACCUGCUACCGAGGAGAAAACUGCACCGACGCUACCAAUAAACAUAACCAAACCAACUCCAGACAGCAACUCAGACCCAAAAUCAGAGGUCUCAAAAUUAUCAGAGGAGAAAAAGCAGGAACCUGCGCAGGCGUCAUCAAAAGAGGUUCAAAGCAAGGAAAACAGUUCUACAAGAAGCCGUACCAAGGUGCAAAUGCAAGGCGUACCGGUGGGCAGGGCUGUGGAUUUGACAGUACUAAAUGGGUACAGUGAGCUUAUAGACGACCUUGAGAAGCUGUUUGACAUAGAAGGCGAGCUGAAAAGUCGGAAUCAAUGGGAAAUAGUGUUCACAGACGAUGAGGGAGAUAUGAUGCUCGUCGGUGAUGAUCCAUGGCCUGAGUUCUGCAACAUGGUGAAGAGAAUAUUCAUAUGGUCAAAAGAGGAAGUGAAGAAGAUGACGCCCGGGAACCAACUCCGGAAACUUUUAACAGAAGUUGACACAACAUUAACAACAACAAUCUCCAAAACAGAGAAUCAUUCCAACUAAUCUCUGUCUCCUUAGCUGCUUUGUCUUGUUCUGUCAGUGUUUUAUGGGGAGGGAAGAUCAAAAGUGGCUUAAACAUGAGACCGCGUCUUGUCGCAAGAAAAGUAAAGGCUUAAAAAAAUGGCUCGUUUUUUUUUGGGGAGCUUCUUGUGGAGAAAGAGGGCUUAUGAGGAGAGAGUUCUCUUCUAUGGGUAGGCUUCUUCUGUAAGUUCUUAUUCUUUUUUCUUAAUACGAACUUGUGUGUGUAAGAGAUAGGAAGAUGUAACGAACAGAGAAGGAGAAAAUAAGAUUGUGAAUUAUGUAAGAGGGUUAUCAUCCUCAUGGCUCGUGUAAGCCUUCUUUUCCUUUGUAUGCUCAUUAGUUUUUGUUACUUUUCAUGUACAUAUAUGUUGUCAGAACAAAGCUUCAAACACGUUUUCUCCUUUUACUA
Brassica napus (rape) is the source of this 2712-nucleotide messenger RNA. Its product is annotated as auxin response factor 9. Gene Ontology annotation, cellular component: nucleus. Gene Ontology annotation, molecular function: protein binding; DNA binding. Gene Ontology annotation, biological process: response to hormone; regulation of DNA-templated transcription. The transcript has 14 exons. NCBI's taxonomy places the organism in Eukaryota, Viridiplantae, Streptophyta, Magnoliopsida, Brassicales, Brassicaceae. The record is from RefSeq and is a predicted model, not a curated record. The coding region runs from base 369 to 2285 and encodes 638 amino acids.